Molecule: messenger RNA, 384 nt
Organism: Ceraceosorus bombacis
Lineage: Eukaryota; Fungi; Basidiomycota; Exobasidiomycetes; Ceraceosorales; Ceraceosoraceae
Source: the annotation of a GenBank genome assembly
AUGUUCACUCGAUGGAUACGCCUGCACAUCCCCUUUGUGCGGCGAGUUCUGCACUCACCAUUCCAGAUCCAACAGUCGUGAGUCAGGAUUCGAGACUCUGCAGACUUGCUUUAACGCUGAGGCCCGCCCUUGUUCGAUCGUGCAGGACUCGAUCAACGUCGCUGCUCAAUGCACGCGCUCUGUCCACCUGCCGUAGCCUAGCACAACAGCAAUCGCUGACGAGUAUAGAGGCACAGGACGCGCCAAGCUUAAGCUCAAAUACUGGUGAGCCACACUCACGACUCGCAAUUCACACUGUCAAAUCGCCAGCGCCGCUUCCUUGCUCUAAUCUUCUCGCUGCUCUUCACUCUUCUAGUGCACACGCCCGGUGCUGCUCAUGCUUAG